Molecule: messenger RNA, 2349 nt
Organism: Mycena citricolor
Lineage: Eukaryota; Fungi; Basidiomycota; Agaricomycetes; Agaricales; Mycenaceae
Source: the annotation of a GenBank genome assembly
CCGGGGACGAAUGCCUCCGCCUGCGCCGAUGGCAUUCGGACGGACGGGCUGCGGAACUGCGCCGUCAGUGUCCGUCACUCACGGCUGUAUGGAUCAGAGUCUCUGAUUCAGAGACGGUUCAGGAGUCCGAGUAGAUGCCCAAGACAUCGUUAAGCGCGGCUCAUCGCGCUCAGGUUUUAUCACAUCUGUUGUUCGGGGAGGAGCCCUUGUGGGCUCAUUUUCAUCGAGGCUGCAUUCAGAAAACCACCGCAGAGAUUUGAAAACACGGUGUCAAUUCAACCAGGCUCAUGAUCAGGCUGCAAAGAAGAGCCAAGUCAAUUUGAUCAUCUCCGACCCAUGUCUCAAAGGCUUGACUGGCUGCGCAUACAGACGAUCUUGCGCCACCAAAUGAGUAAGCCCAGAUCGGUUUCGGGGGUGCUAUUCCCAUAUAAAAGACAGCGAGUCCUUAGCAGAGGAACCAUAAACCGAAAUGGCCUUCCUUUCCUUAACUUUUGUUCUCUCCCUCGCAGCGGCUUCCAUGCCUGCAAUCUAUGCGCAAAGCGACAACUCUACCACUUUCGACUGGAACGCACUUGCAGCCACCCCAAAUCUCACCUGGGUCGACUGCUACGGCUCCACGUUCCAGUGCACCCGCCUGCAAGUUCCAUUCGACCACUCGAACCCCAGCGCCGGCACCGCGGGGAUCGCCAUUCUGCGACUCCCGGCGACCGUCGACACAUCUUCGAAAGACUACCGCGGCCCGAUCUUGUUCAACCCCGGCGGACCCGGAAGCGGUGGCGUGGACGCGGUGCGGGCCGUCGGGCCUAGUUUCCGCGCUCUGAUUGGGGGAGAGUAUGAUUUCUAUGGAUUCGAUCCGCGUGGUGUCGGAUUCUCGACUCCAUCUGCCACAUUUUUCGGCGCAUCGGAGCGUGCGCAGUGGAAUGCUGGGCUCUUUCCCACAUCGCUCAACUCGUCCUCCGAGGCUGUCAAAAGCAAGUGGGGAGCAGCGCAGAUCGUCGGGCAGCUUGCGGCUCAGCGCGACACGACGGGGAUCUUCAAGUACCUCACGACGGACAACGUGGCGAGGGAUAUGCUGUACAUUUCGCAGAAGGCGGGAUACGAGAAGCUAAGCUACUACGGAAUCUCGUACGGGACGGUUCUCGGUGCCACCUUUGCUGCUAUGUUUCCUAACAAGAUCAAUCGCAUGAUCAUCGACGGUGUCGUCGAUGCUGAAGCCUGGUAUCAUGCCAACCUCACAAUCGCAGCAACGGACACGGACAAAGCCCUGCAGUUUUUCUUCACGAGCUGCGUCUCAGCCGGUCCCAAAGUCUGCGCCUUUUACAAGUCCACACCCGAGGCCAUCAGUGCCCGCCUAGAGAAGCUGACGAACGCAGUCCGAGCGGAGCCCGUCCCAGCGGUAACACCGGCUGGGUAUGGUCUGGUCGACUACUCGCUCCUGCGCUCGGUCGUCUUCCAAGCGCUCUACACUCCAUACGCCAGCUUCCCGGUCCUGGCGCAGGGCCUCGCCAAUCUCGAGCACGGCGACGGAUCGAUCAUCUUUGGCUUGUCCGACCUCGCUGCACCGCUGUUUCAGUGCACCCCGGCGGACGAGAACGCCGGGGACAACGGGUUGGAUUCAGGGAUUGGCAUCGAGUGUGGGGAUAUGGCCGAGGUCACGGAUUCCAUCGAUCAGUUGACAGCGAAGUGGCUGCAGGCGUCCAAGGUAUCUCGGUUCGCCGAGUUUCCCGCUGGCUCGAUGAGAGUUCAAUGCUCGGGGUGGAAGCUCCACCGUAAGGGGCGCUUCCUCGGCCCUGUCUCAGCCCGGAACACCAGCUUCCCGCUGUUGAUCGUCACGAACGUUGCUGACCCCGUCGCACCAUCCAUCGGCGCACGAAACACGCAAUCCCGGUUCCCAGGCUCGGUGUUGCUCACUCAGAACUCGCCCGGUCACACGACGCUGACCACCCCGUCUCUGUGCACCUACGCUCAUUAUCGCGCGUAUCUUGUCAACGGGACCCUCCCCGCAGUCGGCACAGUCUGCGAGCCAGAGGCCAAGUUGUUUGCGCCCGCUGCAGGAAACUCGGCGCGUGCGGUCUCUGCGAUUGGUGACCUGGAGCAGGUUGGGCAGCAUAUUGUUCGUGGGGUGAUCCGCAAGGGAUUGUUCUGAAGAACACAGGUACAUGCCAGAUGUCCGCGUGUCAAUUAGACUACUUUUCUUGAUAAUCUAGGCGAAUGUGCUGAUAUUCCAUCACGAAAGCGGCGGCAGUAGCGGAGCUCGUACCGUAGUAUUUAGAAUAAAGUUUGUGGUUAUAACCACAAGAAGUGAUUACUUUCUAAGUGGUUGUAACCACGGCAUUAGGCUAAGGUUCC